Messenger RNA from Symbiodinium pilosum, 1878 nucleotides. The record is from the annotation of a GenBank genome assembly. NCBI's taxonomy places the organism in Eukaryota, Dinophyceae, Suessiales, Symbiodiniaceae.
AUGGCAGAUGCCACAGGGGAGCAGAGACUGGAAGUGGAGCGACUGGAGCGAUGCACAACCUACAGCCUUGGAGAUGAAUUCUUCAAUAGACAGUGGGAGCCAUGUAACCAACCACUGCCUUGGGCACCUCCUGCCGAGAAGAUUUUCGAGCUGCACUUCUUCUGGCAGCUAUGGAAUAAUCUGGCCAAGGCUGCUAUGCAGAAGGACGUGCCCCUAGUGUCUCUUCGCAACAUGUCCUACAUGCUGAAUGACGCGUAUCGGAUUCCCAACCCUCUGGUGGUCAACUUCUUUGGUAAGGUGUCAGAGAAGUAUGUCUCCUGGCAACAUCUGCGGCUUUCGCUGAUCAGUGAGGGGCACCCGUCCAUCAAACUCAGCCUCCUAGAACGUGUCUUCCUGACCCUGGAGGAGCCCAACAGUUGCCUUAUGGCCAAGGGAUGGUUUUACAUAAUCAUGAUUGCCGCGGUUGCAAACCUGACCACCUUCAUCCUUCCCGACACAGCCGCCUGGGCCUUUGAAGAGCUCUUCGGCGAUGCUCACAACCGGCAGCAUCAGGCCAUCUUCGGCACUGUGUGCAUACUGGUCUUUACUUUGGACUACGUAGCCAAGUUGCUGUGCUCACCAUUUGUCCGCAUCGAGCUCACGCAGCCCUCCGUGAAGUAUUUCCACCUGGAUGAGUCGCAGCGAGCAGUGGUGCCAGGGACCCGAUGGCAACGGUUCUUGGACUUUGUGUUACAAGUGUCGAACAUCGUGGACCUGUUGGCCAUUUUGCCCUGGUGGCUAGACCUUUGCUUUGUCAAGAUCCUGCCCGGGGCCGCCUUUUUGCGGAUCAUCCGAAUCUCACGGAUUUUCCACCUUUUCAAGUCAGCCCGGUACUUUGACAUGGUCCAAGUUCUGGGGCUGACCUUGUGGAAAAGCAUCAAUCUGGUUGCUAUAGUUUUCGCUCUCAUCACCGUGGUGGGGCUGUUCGCUGCUUGCCUGCUCCAGCAGGCUGAGGUGACGAUGGGAAGUGAAAUGAGCGAGGUCUUCCAGACAGUUCCAGGCUCCUGGUUCUGGAUCUUCUGCAGGCUAAUCAGCAUGAAGGACACCAGCUACGGCAAAGGUAGAGUAGAAAGCUUCCUUGGCAUCGCCAUUCUGGCUGUCACCCUGACGCUGAAGGGUGUUUUAUGGAUCGUUCCGAUCGCACGAAUCCGUCAGAUCUUCUCGCAAGAGUACGCCGUAGUGGUGAACUCGAGCAAGGCAAGGAACAAGAUGACAGCCGACCUCUUGGCUUUUGUUGCAGGUUCCGAUCACAGCCUCGUAGCAAGCCGAAAUGGUUACAUCUGCGCCAACCUCCUUGUUUACACCGGAGGAGAGGAGAAACAAGCCUGGGUGCCACUUCCACUCCACCAAAGUGAGGAAAUGCCGAUCGUGGAUUAUCCGGUGACGUUGGGUUCCGAUCCGGACGCGGCACAGGUGAGCCUUAACAUCCUUUGGCGGCCAAGAGUAGAGAUGAAGGACAGCAGCAACAGCCUUCCCCACGGCACGCUGAGUCUUCAGGUUGUCGGGGCGAAGAGGCUGGCAGGCUGCGAACUCCAUUGGGAAGUACCGGUGAAUGCCUUUAAGACCGAGACUGCGAAGGUCACUUUCGACCCCGCUACAAAGACAACCGACGAAAAGUCCUUCGAGAUUCAGUGGGUGGGAGAAGGUGACGAUGACGAGCCACGGGAGAUUGACGAUGACCUGCAGAUGGACUACCGGGUUUUCCAGAAGCAGGUUCUUCAUCUUUUGCAGGAGCAGUCUGAGCUCAUUCAGGAGCAGCAGCACUGCGUCCUGGAGACGGGGCAGCGGCUCAAGGUGCUGGAGACAAAGUCGUGGGACUCCAUAAAAGACUCGAUAUAG